This is a messenger RNA of Dreissena polymorpha, 2324 nucleotides long. RefSeq names its product tumor necrosis factor ligand superfamily member 10-like. Bases 252 to 1385 code for a protein of 377 amino acids. Gene Ontology annotation, cellular component: membrane. The transcript is spliced from 5 exons. Gene Ontology annotation, biological process: immune response. Gene Ontology annotation, molecular function: tumor necrosis factor receptor binding. The record is from RefSeq and is a predicted model, not a curated record. Lineage: Eukaryota; Metazoa; Mollusca; Bivalvia; Myida; Dreissenidae.
CAAAUUUCUGAAAAUGAAGGUUAUCAAUUCAUAUUUGACACCCAAACGUUAUUUUAUACCUUGGCGAAGUUAUUCGUGCUGGGUUAUUUGUAACGAAACGCUGUUUGCGAAUUAAAUUAAUAAUUAAGGUUAUAGAAAUUUGUCAACGCGGUUAAAAAGAUUGAUCGGAUAGCUGUUUUACAAUUGAAUUAUAUUAUAACAUUUGGGUGUUAUAACAAAGAGAACGGUUUAGAGACCACAUACAGCACAAGAUGUCGACGGCUCCAAAAGAGCUUUAUUUUGAUAACACGUGGGGUACAACAGGAUCCAGCAUGGAGGCGCAUAAUUAUCAGGAACUCAAGAAACCAACUUGCACUGGGCGUUGCCACUUUAAAACGCUAAAUUGCCAGGAAGUAUUUGAUAACGAACAAAGAACAAACAAAAACACUACCGGUUUCAAAGAUCGUAAUGCAGUGAGAGCUAGCAAACUCAGAGCAACUACAUGUAUUAUCUGUACUUCAGUUGCGUUUAUUGUUUGCUGUGUCGCAGCUUUAAUUGCAAUUAGCAUGACCAUCCGACAGCAGAAGACGAUUGAGGAAUUGCAGACGACAACUGAAAACCUGCGCAACCGACUUGCGCAGUUGGAAGGAAACGCUAAGCUCUGUCUGCCAUGUGCAGAACUAUCAUUGAGUCCAUUUCCGGAAGGCACGCCCGAAGUCUCUGAACUGCUUAAACACUAUGACAACGGUCAGCAGAUCUGUUGCGCAAAAACGGUUAACCAGACGUCGAUAUUCCUUAAUCUGUUUGCAAAAAGGAAGCAACUGGAGAAAUGCGCACAAGAUGCCAUCAAUGCAGAGAAUCGUCCAUCCGGAAAUUGUAGCAGUUCUGGAUCCCCGAACAUUCCUACUGGCAACGCAUUCAGCAACGUGUCUGCGCAUAUGCUGGCUGGCCCUCAGCAUUCUAACCUGUCCUCUGACGGAAGAAUCCGGAACUGGAGUGUCGGCCCGGUGGCUCCCGGAACUCACCUUACCAACAUCAAGCUCUCCUCGGACAACCACUCCGUCGUCAUUGCGGAGUCUGGCCGCUACUUCCUGUACAGCCAGGUCAGCUUCUUAAUAUACUACAACCCGGAAACGCCGCUUGACUCCCGGAGCCCUGCACAGUCCUUGUUCCACUCCGUCUUUCGAUAUAACUUCAUAUACCCGUUAGGCGAUGAAGAGCUGUUGCGAAGUGACGUCACACAGUGCUGGGAACAGAAGAAAGACUACGGACGCUACACGAGUUACGUCGGCGCCUCUGUCCCACUGAAUAAGGGCGAUCUGAUCUAUGUCAAAGUAUCCAAAAUCGGAUUCCUUUCGAGAGAAGAACCGGGUUUAACAUAUUUCGGGUUGUUUAAAAUUGGUUGAAUCAUGCUUUGCUAUGAUUCUUUGUGCAUUGCUCAGUAAUAUUGCACUUUAUUAAUCAUAUUUAAUAGAGCUUUCAUUUAUUCGCCGUUUCAAAUACGUUUACAUCCUCAUAUUGAUCUCAAUUUUCAGCUGUCGGCAUCAUAUUUAAUAUUAAAUAUUGUGAGAAAGAGCAGGGUUGUAUUUUAGAUUACAAGUGGUUUGCGCGCUGCGUUGAAAAUGCCCAACAGUAAAAAAAAUAUUUCCCCCCAAAACAACAUCAACAAACGACGUAAGAACUUAUUGAAUAAGCGCAUAAUAGUAACAAGGCGACGAGAUCAAAUUGCUAAAAAAUGUAACGAAAUCAUUAUCUUACAACGUGAGGGUUUACAAUUUCCAGAAAGAUAAAGAAAAUACAUGUGUGAGUCCAAUAAGGUCAAUGUUUUGAAACUCAAUACGUUCUUGCUGAAUUAACGGAUUGCAUCCUAGCUGUUUUCGGACGUCGUAAUCUGGAAAUCUUGUUGUACAAUUGUACAUUUGAAAAAAAAAGAUCACUCUUGUUUCAGACAACAUGUCUUGUCUGGUGAUUUAAUGAACACUUGUAAUUUCAAAAGAUGUUUGAAGCAACGUGCAGCGUGCUAAGUGUAAGAGAGCCCAUAUGCAGUUUGAAUACUGUUCAACAAAACGAUUUUACAUAAUUUAAGUAUAGAUCGGGUAUUUAAUACCUUUUACAUCAUAACAGUUAUCGUAUUUGUAUUAGUUAUUCUAUUUUAUCUUAUGGGUUGGAUCGAAGAAGUUAACUCAAAGUGUUGUUUGUAAUAUUUAUAAUUCAAUUGUUGUAUAUUUAAGAAUAGUUCGAAUUUUGAUUUGUUCGUUUUAUGUUUUUGUAUUGCGUUCAGUAAUAUACAGAUGUGCUCAAAUUGUUAUGACAUGAUAAAUGCAUGUGUUGAAAAAUUAACUAUA